Messenger RNA from [Torrubiella] hemipterigena, 2896 nucleotides. The record is from the annotation of a GenBank genome assembly. NCBI's taxonomy places the organism in Eukaryota, Fungi, Ascomycota, Sordariomycetes, Hypocreales, Clavicipitaceae.
CAGCAACGCGCCGCCAGCUUCGCUCAGGUACCCGCGGAGUGACGCAGUUCUCGCUGCCUCCACUGGAUUCUCUUUCCAUAAGCACGCCACGCCCAAACGCUGGUCCUGCACUGUCCGUCAAGACUUUCUGUGCACCACUGAGAUUUGUUGUAUUUAUUACAAUCCCCACAGAUUCCGAUUUGAGAGCCGUCACGAUGUCUGUAAACGUGGUGGUCAAACACCAAGGCAAGAAGCACAAUGUCGAGGUCGACCUAGACGCCAGCGGCGAGGAUUUCAAGCUGCAGCUCUUUAGCCUAACCAAUGUCGAGCCUGACAGGCAAAAGAUCCUCGUCAAAGGCGGCCAGAUCCGCGAUGAUACCGAUAUGAGGAGCCUUGGCUUGAAGGAUGGCCAGAUCCUCACCAUGCUCGGAAGUGCUGGAUCAGGCGGCCCUGCUCUCGCCCGCCCUAAGGAGCCGAUCAAAUUUGUCGAAGACAUGACGGAAGCCGAAGCAGCACAGCAAGUCGGUGCUACGCCCGCCGGUCUCAUGAACCUGGGCAACACCUGCUACCUCAACUCGACCCUCCAGACGUUGCGCUCGAUUCCCGAACUCCAGACCGCCCUGACAAAAUACAGCCCGACCUCUGCCGGCCCUUCAACGGGUAUGUCACAAAUGGAUCUUGCCGCCCAGCUUUCCAGCUUAUACACCAAGAUGGGCAACACUCAGGACUCGUUCCCACCCAUGAACUUCCUGAGCGCCCUGCGUGUGGUCUUCCCCCAAUUUGCGGAAAAGUCGAGACACGGUGAAGGAUACGCCCAGCAGGAUGCAGAGGAGGCAUGGUCACAGAUUGUCCAGCAACUGGGCCAGAAGCUCCAAGUCGGUGGUCCUGACAACAGCAAAACAUCGUUUGUCGACAAGUACAUGGCUGGCGAGUUCACCUCAACGAUGAAGUGCGACGACGAAGAAGCUAGCAAGGCUGGUGAGCUGGCUAUUGAGUCAAAGGCCAAAUUCUUCAAGCUCGACUGCCACAUUGACGCCCAGACCAACCAUUUGCGAGACGGCAUCUUGUCUGGCUUGAGUGAGAAAUUGGAGAAGAAGUCUGAGAUUCUCGAUCGCGACACCACAUACACAAAGAGCUCCAAGAUUUCCAGGGCUCCCAAAUAUCUCACUGUGCACUUUGUUCGAUUCUUCUGGAAGCGCGACACCCAAAAGAAGGCCAAGAUUAUGCGCAAGGUUACAUUCCCCCACGAGCUCGACAUUGUUGAGUUUUGCUCGGACGAGCUGAAGAAGGCGUUAGUUCCUGUACGCGACAAGGUCCGUGAGGUACGUAAGGAUGAGGAGGACAUUGAGCGUUCUCGCAAGCGAAGAAAGAAGAACCGCGACCACGACAUGAGCGAUGUUGCCGGUGGUUCUGGCUUGCCCACAGAGAGUGAGAAGAAGGAAAAGGCCAAGAAGGAAGAUGUCAAGCAGGCUGGCAACAAGAAGCCUACUGUUGGUGCCGACGGCGACACAGAGAUGGAGGAAGUCUUCAAGACGGAUGCCGAGAUUGAAGCCGAACAGGCCGAAGCUCUGCUGAAGGCGAAGAAGGAGCUCAACGCCCUUAUCAGCGAGGACCUUCGCAAUGAUGAGGGCGCCAACCAGUCUGGUAUUUACGAGCUUCGUGGUGUCGUCACCCACCAGGGUGCUGGCGCCGACAGCGGUCACUACACUGCCUACGUCAAGAAGGCUGCUCCUGUCGAUCCCAAGACGGGCAAGAAGGGUGAGGAGGACGGCAAAUGGUGGUGGUUCAACGAUGAAAAGGUGACGGAAGUCACUUCAGACAAGAUUGAUGCGCUUGCAGGUGGCGGCGAGUACCACUCAGCCCUAAUCUUGCUGUACAAGGCCAUUCCCUUGCCCAGUGCUGAUGGCGCUGAUGAAUAAAAGGAAUUUACGACACGGACAAAGACAGACACACACGCAUGAGCCUUGAUGAAUUGAAGUUUGGACAGCAUUUCUUAGCAUUCAAGUAAAAAGAUUAGACAAAAAAUUGAAUGGGCCCAUUUUGUAUGGAGGUUUUCUUUCCGCGAGACGAGCCGUCACAGUCUUUGUAGUUGGAACCAUGUCGUAAAAAAUGACUAUAUGUUACAUUCUAUCGGGGGUAUCGUUAAAUAUAGUUGUACAAUGCAUAUCGGGGAAUACAGCCAAGUUCCAUGUCAGGAGCUCUUUUCGCUCUUUUCCUUCUUGGCUUCCCUCUCCUUGACACGCAACUGGAACAUUUGGACCUUGCGCUCCAGUCCGGCCUUUUGCUGCAGGAGAUGCUUCUUUUGGUCCUCGAGGAUGGAUAUUUGGUCAGCCGGUGUCGUCUGGCGAAACUGCUUGAUAGCCUACAAAAGAAAAGCUUGUUAGUCGUUGCUACGAAGCUGCUGCGUCGUUUUUGUUGUUUGAGUCGUGCGUACCUGUGUCUUUUGCUCGUCGCUCUUGAGCUGUGCGCCAGUCAGGGCUCCAACGCAAAUGACGGCACCGAAAGCAGCGGCCCAGACGCCGCGGUUGACCUUUUGGCGAGGGGUGAGGUUUGCGCCGAUGGGCAUUGUGAUAAAGGAGGUUGAGGGAGAGCGAGGCGCAGCGCACGCACUAUUUGGAUGCCGGAUUGAGGAGUGAGAUUCUCUGUGCUGCUAUGAGAUCAUUGGAGGGUGAAGGUCUGACAGCGAUGAUGGAGGGCGACGGCACGUGGGUUGUCGAGACGGUGGGUGGUGGUGAUGGUGGUGAUGAUGGCGAAACGUGAACCGGACUUUUUCUUCGAGCGGCGACGGUCUCGGCCGCCGGCGUUGGAGUUUUAGUCAUCGGCUGUCUGGGGCCGGACAUGUUUUGCGACGGGCAUGGAAUUAGUAGGAAAUUUGCAGAGAAAUAAUUAUGUAUGAUAAUCUUGCCAUUGAUUGACU